AGAGUCUAACAUGUACGCGAGUCAUUGGGACUUGAGCGAGACACCUAAAGGCGUAAUGAAAGUGAAGGUCGGCCCUGGUUGUCGACCGAGGGAGGAUGGGCCGCGUCGCGAUGCGACUCCGCACUCCCGGGGCGUCUCGUUCUCAUCGCGAGAAGAGGCGCACCCAGAGCGUACUCGUUGGGAUCCGAAAGAUGGUGAACUAUGCCUGGUCAGGACGAAGUCAGGGGAAACCCUGAUGGAGGUCCGUAGCGAUUCUGACGUGCAAAUCGAUCGUCGGAACUGGGUAUAG
Molecule: messenger RNA, 289 nt
Organism: Temnothorax curvispinosus
Lineage: Eukaryota; Metazoa; Arthropoda; Insecta; Hymenoptera; Formicidae
Exons: 1
Coding region: 11-289 (92 amino acids)
Source: RefSeq, a predicted model, not a curated record